Molecule: messenger RNA, 2475 nt
Organism: Symbiodinium necroappetens
Lineage: Eukaryota; Dinophyceae; Suessiales; Symbiodiniaceae
Source: the annotation of a GenBank genome assembly
AUGGGGUCCCUUUUUGAGAGGUUAUGGCCGGAUGCGCAUUGGUGGCUUCGUGUCUGCCAUUUGGAGCAUCUUGUGGAAUUCAGCUUCCUCAGGCUUAUGCUUUUCAUCGGCAGUGUCAUAUCGGGAGUUUUUGGGCUGACCUGGCUCCUGGAUGUGGUGGAGCUGCGAUGCUUCGAGAACAAGCCGUGGACCCAAGAGGGUGCAGGCAAGUACACCUGUUCGGUAAAGUUCCUUGGCGGCUUGAUGAUGUUGAUGAUGUUUUGGCACUCCGUCAUGGCACUGGUUCACUUCGACAAGAAUCUUGAUCGGUUAAAGCAGGACAGGAAGAAGUGCAUUGACGACAUGAACAGCCAGAUCGGCGUUGCCCUGACCCACGCAACAUCUCAGGCCAAGAGGCUAUGCGAGCUGCUUGAGAUUCAGCUCGUGCAGCAGGUGCGAGGCCACAUUCACAAGAUGCGCAACAUCCUCCAGAAAUGCGAGCAGUUCUGCCCGGAGGAAUUCAACAAUCUUGUUGAGCUGAUGGCCAACCAUCUCCACCAUCUGCGCAAGCCGGCAAUGAAGAAGUUCGAGAAGUUGGUUCUGGCAUUCAACCAGGAGGCCGUCUUCUACGACUUGACUCAGACACUGAGGCAGCAGAAGCAGACGAGCAUGGUGAAGCUCCUCACGAUACAGAGCGAGCAUGCCAGGAGCUUGCAGCUACCUCGGACGAAGACGGCCCAUGAUCCAGAAGCGGCUCGGCCGCUGCUGGAUCAGGACCAGCAGCUCGCUCAGGGCCUUCAAUCGUGGUGCAGCUCUGUCUACAGAGGAUACAGAAAGAAGCGACGAACGUCCAAGACAUCUUUCACAUCAAACCUCGCACAAGUCGCCUUUUCGCAUGACGACAAGCUGAAAGAGCUACUGCGGGAGCCGACUGAGGAGGACAUGAGAAGCAAACCAGAGGCGGUCCUCCUGCGACCUGUGUCGCUGGUUCUGAACUACUUCGAGAAGAUCCAGCCGUUCGUGCACGGAGAGCCACUCCAUGCCGAGGACGAAGAGGUAACCAUCGGAACUCCGUCCCAGGAAGAGAACCCCUACAGGCAGCAGGCCAACAAGGUAUACGUACAUUUGACUGACUCGCCUUUGUGUGUCAGUGUCCUCGUCGGUGUUGUCUGUAGCGUGGCCCUCCUCCUGUUCCACUUCCACAUGGCAGUCGUCGUGCUCCACGUGAUUCGAACAGGCGAUCACUGCUCUUCUUUGGGCAUGUGGUCUUGCUCAAUGGAACUGGUUCCGGUCAUUACUGUGAUGACAGGGAUGUUAUGCCACACAGUCUCUCUUCUGGUCAUUCUCUGGAACGUCGACAAGCUGGAUCAAGUGCUUGAGCUGACCGAGGACAUCAAAGAGUUCAAAAAAACCAAGGACCAGAUCGAACUUUUGAACAAGAACGACCUGGCGGACAAGGAUUUGGACAUGAACACCCUCGAGGAUGCGCAGAAAUGCUUGCAGGGACAGAGCGGAAUCGUGGAGGAGUUCUUCUUGAGGCAUACAGGCCAGCAGCUGGACGCAGGGGACUUCAGAAGCUUUAUGCAAGAGCUCCGGGACGCUUUGCCAUGCGAUGAGAAGCCGUGCUCCGUCACGACAAGCCGCGGUGGCACCGAAUACACCGUCUACACCGCUGUGCCAUCGGAGGCUCAGGAGCGCAGUCGCAGCCAGGGCAUUGAUUUUUCCCAAGUUUUGCAGUGCUUAUGCAGAGCUUACACCUUCUCAAUGACUCUAGCUUUGAAGCUUCGCCACUUCCAGUGCCCCACUCAGAAGCAGGGGGGGCCUUUGGAAGCGGCCUCCGUGGAAUUCACGCAAGGCGACCUGGAGCUCCUCACAGCCGAAGUGCAGCGUCGCAUGCGCAGCGAGCAAAGCGUGUCCUGGUCGUCGGGUACAGAGGGGCUCUUCCCAAGCAGGCGGAUCGCGACAUUGAACUCUGCGACGAAACGGGACACAGACCCCAUGUCAGGCGACUACUCUGGCCUGAAGCUCUCCGUGGCAGAGUGCAAGUCCCUCCUCCAACGACGGGACAUUCAGAUACCACAUGUCACCGAGAAGUCGGAUCUGCUCCGCGCGCUUCACGAGACGAACCCGCACGUCCCAGGAGCCCAAAGUGGCACGGCGCGGAUUUCGAGCAAGUGGAAACGAUGCUACGUCUAUGCCGAGCUGGACAGCAAAAGACAGCACAUCGCCGAGGCAGAGGUGGCGCACUUCCGCUGGCGGCUGGUUUACCACGGCCGGCCAUCUUCCAUGGGCCUUAGACACUUCCAGAAGAACGGUGUCUUCGUGUCCCCACACUUUGGGGAGACCAGGUGGUCCUUACUCCACCGCGGUCGAUUUUUCGAGAUGCAGGGCAUCGACCCGCUUCAGGUGAGCAGAAACGCUGACAAUUGGGGCUGGGUCAUUGGCGCAGAGACCAGCACAGAAUACCACUCGGCCGAAGUUGAACAGGAUCUUUAA